AUGGAGUACUUCAAUUUUGAAGAUGCCUCAAAUGUCAUUCCCAACCUGGAUCUGGAUGACUGUGGUUCGUUGAUGGGCGAGACCACCCAGGAUGAGGCUACCGAAUGCUACGACUCCCUUUUCUUCGACAAAUCGUUCGCUCUCCCAGCAGGCCGACCUGCGGAACCUAGCACUGUGAUGAUUAAACUGAUCAACAAUGUCGAAGUCGAAGCCGUCCCCCCACACACUUCGGACCUGAACAUGGAUUAUCCCAUGUUUCGAGCCAAAGAAGCUUGUGAAUUGUGCGCGAGAAUGGGAUUGGACUGCUUCCUGGCUACAAGAGGCGCUACACUGACUGGUAUUUCGGAAGACCAUCAAGUCUGUGAAGGUGAAGUCACUGAACGCCGCCGGGCAAUGAGAUCGAUGGAAGAAGGGCGAGGUCGCAAGACAGGUGCUCGAUUUCCCCGCGAUGCCGUCAAGAUUCUCAAGCAGUGGCUCGCCGAGCACGCUGAUCACCCAUAUCCCAAUGAGCGUGAGAAGGAUGAAUUGAAACAAGUCACUGGUCUCAAGAGAAGCCAGAUUUCGAAUUGGCUUGCCAACGCACGGAGAAGGGGCAAAGUCCGACCAGCUUCGGGUCCCUCUUCGCCCAUGUUGGGAGCCAUUGAUAUCCCCCAGAGAUCUCAAGAUCCUGCAGACAUUGCCAAUCUCAACCCCCUAGACAGAUGGAAGGCGUCGCCCCCCGAACACGAACCUGCAUCGAUGACAGCCAUCGCCAAAGCCGUCACGUCGACACCAUUCCCGGCCCGCACUCAGUCAUAUUCGAGCGCACAUAAUUCAAGGGCUGGCUCUAGAGCCGGCUCGAGGACCAGUUCACGCAAAGGUUCGAGCGAGGAAAACUCAUCCUUUUCCAUGUUCCGUGCACCGUCAGUAAGCAGUUUUGGGACGCGAGAAUCUACCAACAGUGACUUGACCUUUGCUUCUUCGAGAUCGAACAAGUCGAAGGCAUCUCUUGCUUCAUCUCAAGAACGACGCAGACGGAGGAGGGCACCAGUUACUCAACGGGCUGCAGCACAGCAGGCAAAAACACGAAGCGCCCGAAUAUUCCAGUGUACAUUCUGCACGGAUUCUUUCCCUGCAAAGUACGACUGGCAGCGACAUGAAAAGUCACUACAUCUCGCAUUAGAAAGAUGGACCUGCUGUCCCAAUGGAGGGACAAUGAUUGAUGCGUUGACGCAGACCGAAAUGUGUGUUUUCUGCCGCGAGCCGAAUCCGACGGCGGAUCAUUUGGAAUUGCACAAUUUUACUGCUUGUCAGGAAAAGACUUUGCAAGAACGUACCUUUUACAGGAAGGAUCAUUUGAGCCAGCAUCUCAAGUUGAUGCAUAACGCCAAAGUGCAUUCUCACAUGGACUCGUGGAAGAGUACCACCAAUGAAAUCAAAUCGGCUUGCGGCUUCUGUCCUUCUAAAUUCACCACCUGGCAACAGCGAGCGGAUCACUUGGCUGCGCACUUCCGGAACGGUGCCGACAUGAGCAUGUGGUCAAACGGAUGGGGGUUCGAACCAUAUGUCGAAAGGCUGGUAGAGAAUGCCAUUCCUCCUUACCUUAUUGCUCACGAGAAGUUGACGAUGGAUCCUUACGUUGCUCGAGCUUCGCAAGCGACCCCUUCGGCUGGCACGGAUGCCGGAAUGACGAAUGGUACUUCUGCCGAGAGCACUGAGCCCGAUCAGAUAACCAAGGACUCGAACUGUUGGGGCAGACUGGAACAAGAAUUGACCAAGUACGUUUCGCAGCAGCGGUCCGCAGGCAGAAUACCCUCAGAUAAGGACAUCCAAGAUCAAGCUCGUAUGAUCAUCUACGAAGACAAUGACCCAUGGAACUGGACCUGCGCUGACAAUCAGCAAUGGCUUGACACCUUCAAGUAUCAACAAGGCCUAUGCAGUCUUACCGAUGCCCUUUCCACGCAAAACCUGGCAGAGGUGCCCAUCAUGGCACCUUACGUGAUCAAAGGUGGCUUGAAGACCAAGACGCCUCCACACCACAGCAGCAGGAAGAGUGUCUCUACUGAUUCCGCCUCUUGUCCUGGCAUGAGUGCCGAUUAUGGUAGUGUGCCCAACUCUGCCGUAAUGGCGACGUUCGAUCAAAACAUGGAUUUCGAUUUUGACAGCAUCGACUUCAGUGGUCUCGAUCUCGGCGUGGCCGAAGACAUGACUUUCAAUAUGGGUCUAGACGGUCAGGUCAGUGGGGCUGGUAGUAUUACUGGUGCUGUGACGACUGCGCCUUUCUCAUCGAGCAUCCCCGGUGAGACACUAUAUGGAUCUUUUGUGGUUGAUCCAAUGAUGGACAUGGGAAUGGGAAACAUGAAUUUGAACAUGAACAUGAAUGCGCCCAUACCGCAGCAGAAGAAGAGUCCUCAGACUAGCCACAGUCUCAUGAGUGAGCAGGAUAUGAAUCACCUAGCUGGAUAUAUGUCGGGGUUUAAGUGA
This is a messenger RNA of Exophiala spinifera, 2463 nucleotides long. RefSeq lists its product as uncharacterized. NCBI's taxonomy places the organism in Eukaryota, Fungi, Ascomycota, Eurotiomycetes, Chaetothyriales, Herpotrichiellaceae. The coding region runs from base 1 to 2463 and encodes 820 amino acids. The transcript has 2 exons. The record is from RefSeq and is a predicted model, not a curated record. Gene Ontology annotation, biological process: regulation of DNA-templated transcription. Gene Ontology annotation, molecular function: DNA binding.